AUGUCUAGUUCUACCAACAAAUCAUCUACAACUCUCGUUAGCAAUCUUCCUCCCACAUCGUUAGAAGCCAUCCUUCGCUCCGCGCGCACUCUCUACAUCGGCAAGGAAGAACGUGGAAAACACUCGCUCACUGACGCACUCCUACAUCCAUACGCCGCAGACGGCAGUCCCCUCCCUCUCCCCACGCACGCAUCACAUGACGACCUCUUGGACGCCUUCUGGCGCCUCCCAGGCGACACUCUUUCGAAGACCCACGUCAUACUCCACAAUCUCAGCUCGGAAGAUGCAUGGGAAUGCCAGUCAAGCCCUCCUCUUAGCAGAUGCCUCAACAUCAUCCAGAGCGCACGCAAGCUGAGCGUUGUGUGGGCUUUGGAUGGCCGUGGAAACCUAUUGGAAGAGCCGAGCGAGGAAGCGUCGGAGCUGAGAACGGAGCGCGAUGAACAGAUAUUGAUGUAUUUUCUCUUCGCGCAGAAGCUGCGCAGUAUCACGUUCCUCGUACUCGUGGAUGGCAUAGAGGAUGUUAUGAGGGACGUGCGGAGGGCCUUGGCUCCUUUCGACGUGCCGUUGGGCUGUACGCUCGAGAGCAAUGCGCUCGACGAACCGUAUCUGCCGAGGAAUAACUCCCCAACGUGGGAGCCUCCUGAGGGCCACAUUACGGCAUACGAAAUCGAGUUCCGCAGGAUUCAGCCACUGAAUCCAGGCCCUUUGUCUUCUUGCUGGCCCAACUUCUCUCCAGACUCUAGUCCUAUCUUCAUCCCCCCACUCCACCAGCCUUGCUCCGAAAUGCAAGCCGUGCUGGAUACAACAGCCCUUCUCGCUCUUCUCCGUGCUCCAGUUGCGCGGAGGCUUAAGGGAAAACCACCGCUGGGACAUACCAUGGCGGGGAUAAUGGAGGCUCAAGACGAGAUAUUCGGUUUCACCGACGUUGGAGAAGACUAUAGGAUGGAUAAAGAGGGGGGUGUAAUCAGUGGGUGUCCGUGGUGGUGGAGCUUCGAGGAAGGAUUUAGGCGCUCGUCGGGUCCAGUUCAGUCCGACGAGAUCGCACCGGGUGAAGUACCGAAGAGGGCUGGCCGAGCUUCAAACAGCCGUCCAGUCGCUUCAUCCAGUCGCCAGGACUGCCGCACCACCACUGCUGCGGUCAGACAUCGGGACGAUAGCACAGUAUCUCCGAUCAUAGGAGCACAGGAAUGA
Trematosphaeria pertusa is the source of this 1191-nucleotide messenger RNA. RefSeq lists its product as uncharacterized. Lineage: Eukaryota; Fungi; Ascomycota; Dothideomycetes; Pleosporales; Trematosphaeriaceae. The record is from RefSeq and is a predicted model, not a curated record. Bases 1 to 1191 code for a protein of 396 amino acids. The transcript has a single exon.